Molecule: messenger RNA, 4513 nt
Organism: Corythoichthys intestinalis (scribbled pipefish)
Lineage: Eukaryota; Metazoa; Chordata; Actinopteri; Syngnathiformes; Syngnathidae
Product: gastrula zinc finger protein XlCGF57.1-like
Exons: 3
Coding region: 186-1901 (571 amino acids)
Source: RefSeq, a predicted model, not a curated record
GCAACGUCCGUGUACCCUCGCCACAAUUGCAGUUCUUUCGUGUUCCCCUCUUCCAAAACUGGCUCCUCCAAAGCAUUCUCAUCGGAUGCGACAAAAUACUACCGAAUGAAAGCCACUGCAAUCCCAAAUAUCAAGGUGAGGAGAGGAAAUCCAGGCCACGACGAACAACUGAAAAAAGAAAGAAAAUGAGGGAGGCGGAUCCAGAGACCCCCAAGAUCAAAGAAGAACCACAGGAAGAUGAAAUCCCCAAGUUUCCAAUGACUGUCGGUGUAAAGAGCGAAGAAGAUGAAGAUCCAAGCGAAGAGAGCGGAGCGGCGAAACCUUGGAGCGACAGCUCAUUUCAACAUCUGACAACAAAAGGAGAGGGACGACCGCAACCUGAAGGCUUGUUAGCUCCACUCUCGGACAGUGACGACGUUACAUCACACUCUUCUGAUUUUAACACUGAUGAGGAGGAUAAUGACUUUGAUCAAAAUGCUUCAAAAUCCCUAAAGAAGUCAUCAGUGAGAAGAGACACAAAAGAAUGCGCCGUCAGGAAGCCUUUUGUCUGCAAAUUUUGUGGUAAACGAUUCGCUGAGAAGGGAAGUUUAAACAAACACACACGGACACACACAGGAGAAAAGCCUUUUCCCUGCUCAGUUUGCCAUAAACGAUUCUCUCAGAAAGCACAUCUAAACUAUCACACGAAAACACACACUGGAGAAAAGCCUUUCCCAUGCUCGGUUUGUGGGAAAAGAUUCACAGAUAAGGGAACUUUAAACAGACACGCAAGAACGCACACUGGAGAGAGGCCUUUCCCCUGCUCAGAUUGCCAUAAAAGAUACUUCACGAAGGCAGCUUUAAACACACACACACUUACACACACCGGGGAAAAGCCUUUCGCCUGCUCAGUUUGUCAUUAUACAUUUUGUACGAGGCAACGGUUAACAAGACACACACGUACACACACUGGGGAAAAGCCUUUUGCGUGCACAUGUUGUGGUAAAAGAUUCUCCCAGAAGGGAAGUUUAAAAACACAUACAAAAAUACACACUGGAGAGAAGCCUUUUGCCUGCUCAUGCUGCGGUAAAAGAUACUCUGAAAAACUUUAUUUAGAAAGACACGUCCGUACACACACUGGGGAAAAACCUUUUCCCUGCUCAUUUUGCCAUAAACGAUACUUCACAAAGGCACAAUUAAACAUACACACACGUACACACACUGGGGAAAAGCUUUUCGCCUGUUCAGUUUGUCAUAUGAGAUUUUGUACAGGGUAUCAGUUAACAAAACACACACGUACACACACUGGAGAGAAGCCUUAUGCCUGCACAACUUGUGGUCAAAGAUUCACCGAAAAGGCACGUUUGAACGAACACACGAGAAGACACACAGGAGAGAAGCCUUUUGACUGCUCAUUUUGCGAUAAAUCUUUCUUUGAUAAACGACUUUUAACAUCACACAUGCGAACGCACACAGGAGAAAAGCCUUUUGUCUGUACAUCUUGUGGUAAACGAUUCUCUUGGGAGCGAAGUUUAAAAAAACACACAAUUACACACACCGGAGAAAAGCGUUUUCCCUGCUCAGUUUGCCAUAAACGAUUCUCUCAGAAAUCAUAUCUAAGCUAUCACACUAAAAUACACACUGGAGAAAAGCCUUUUGUCUGCACAGCUUGUGGUAAAAGAUACAUCACGAAGGCAGAUUUAAACAAUCACACAAGAACACACAAUGGAAAGAAGUCUUUCGCCUGCUCAGUUUGCCAUAAAAGCUACUUCACAAAGGCAAAUUUAAACAGACACACACUUAAACACACGGGAGAGAAGCCUUUUGCCUGCCCUCUUUGCGAUAAAAGAUUUGGUCGUAAGGACGAGUUAAAAGCACACACGCGUACACACAGGGAAAAAGCCUUUUCCCUGAUCACUUAGUGGUAAAAGAUUCACUGGGAAGGGAAGUUUAAAAUUUAAAUUUAUAUUAUUGGGUUAAAUAUCAUACAGUUGGGCAAAUAAGUAUUUAGUCAACCACUAAUUUUGCAAGUUCUCCCACUUGAAAAUAUUGGAGAGGCCUGUAAUUGUCAACAUGGGUAAACCUCAACCAUGAGAGACAUAAUGUGGGAAAAAAAACAGAAAAUCACAUUGUUUGAUUUUUAAAUAAUUUAUUUGCAAAUCAUGGUGGAAAAUAAGUAUCUGGUCAAUACCAAAAGUUCAUCACAAUACUUUGUUUUGUACCCUUUGUUGGCAAUAACGGAGGCCAAACAUUUUCUGUAACUCUUCACAAGCUUUUCAUACACUGUUGCUGGUAUUUUGGCCCAUUCCUCCAUGCAGAUCUCCUCUAGAGCAGUGAUGUUUUGGGGCUGUCGUUGGGCAACUUUGACUAUAAACUCCCUCCACAGAUUUUCUAUGGGGUUAAGAUCUGGAGACUGGCUCGGCCACUCCAGGACCUUGAAAUGCUUCUUACGAAGCCACUCCUUUGUUGCCCUGGCUGUGUGUUUGGGAUCAUUGUCAUGCUGAAAGACCCAGCCACGUCUCCUCUUCAAUGCCCUCGCUGAUGGAAGGAGAUUUUCACUCAAAAUGUCUCAAUACGUGGCCCCAUUCAUUCUUUCCUUGAUACAGAUCAGACGUCCUGAUCCCUUUGCAGAAAAACAGCCCCAAAGCAUGAUGUUUCCACCCCCUUGCUUCACAGUGGGUAUGGUGUUCUUCGGAUGCAAUUCAGUACUCUUUCUCGUCCAAACACAAGAAUAGGGCUGUCCCAAACGACUAAUUUUCUCCCGAUUAGUCAGCCGACUAUUUUUACGAUUAGACGACUAAUCUAAUAAUAAAAAAAUAUAUAUAUAUUUUUUGUUUGUUUGUUUUUGUUUACUAAUUUAGCAAUGAAAUUUUUGUUGACGCUCAUCAGUUCACAAAAAAACAUACUGGAACACUUAAAAAUUUUUAUUAAAGUACAAAUAAACACGUAAAUAACAAUAAUAAAUCACAAAUAAACAAUGAGUUGAAAUGCUGAUAGAAUUAACUAGUGUAGCAUCCCGAUUGAAAAGAUGGUCUCUUAAACUGAUGGUUUACAACUUUUAUUCCAUCUUUGAUGUAAUCACACCGUAAGAGCUACGGUGCACACAAAUAAACAACACAAUUAGAAAUUAACGAAAACUUUUCACCUUUUUCCUUUUAAACCUUAUUUAUAUAUCAAUGAAUUGCCUAUAUGAAUUGCCUUUACCUUAAUUUAUUACCUUAUCAUUGACAAUCUCUCCCUUGAGUGCAAUCACUGUAUAUAUUGUAUAUAUUUAUGACCUUUUAACCUUAAAUAAUUUUCUAUACCAUAACAUGAAAUAAACCUUUCAGUUAGCAUUAAGAACAAUACUAUUAGCACUUAUAGGCCCAUUGUCAAUGAAACAUUAUUAUUUAGUAAGGCGACAGCACCCUCUAGUGUACAAAAAAUGAAGGAAAAAAAAAAUUAGAAACGGUGACGGCGCUUGAGGUGUUUAUUCACGGCCGACGUGCAGUCAAGCUUGGCAUUGAAGAGACAGGACAGAAGAGUGUAGCCUCCUUUGUUUCUUUGAAAUAAGUCAAUGUUUUGGACACUCUGGUGGGCUUUUUUGGCUUUGUGCCGCUUUCCCCGAUUGCAUACAGCGCAUCCGACAUUCUCAACUUUCCGCGCAUAUAUUUUUUUAACCCUUCAUUAACCGUCGACGGGAUGUUGUGCUCGUCGACGGAUUUACGUCAUCGAUUACGUCGACUAGUCGGGACAGCUCUACACGAGAACCUGUGUUUCUACCAAAAAGCUCUAUUUUGGUUUCAUCUGACCGUAACACAUUCUCCCAGUCCUCCUCUGGAUCAUCCAAAUGCUCUCUAGCGAACUGCAGACAUGCCUGGACGUGUACUGGCUUCAGCAGGGGGACACAUCUGGCAGUGAAGGAUUUGAGUCCCUGGCGGCGCAUUGUGUUACUGAUAGUAGCCUAUGUUCCUGUGGUCCCAGCUCUCUGUAGGUCAUUCACUAGGUCCCCCCAUGUGGUUCUGGGAUUUUUGCUCACCAUUCUUGUUAUCAUUUUGACGAAACGGAGUGAGAUCUUGCAUGGAGCCCCAGAUCGAGGGAGAUUAUCAGUGGUCUUGUAUGUCUUCCAUUUUCUAAUAAUUGCUCCCACAGUUGAUUUCUUUACACCAAGCGUUUUACCUAUUGCAGAUUCAGUCUUCUCAGCCUGGUGCAGGUCUACAAUUUUGUCUCUGGUGUCCUUCGACAGUUCUUUGGUCUUGGCCAUAAUGGAGUUUGGAGUGUGACUGACUGUUGUUGUGGACAGGUGUCUUUUAUACAGAUAAGGAGUUAAAGCAAGUGCCAUUAAUACAGGUAACGAGUGGAGCCUCGUUAGAUGACGUUUUAUACCGAUAAAGAGAUAAAGCAAGUGCCAUUAAUACAGGAAACGAGUGGAGCCUCGUUAGAGAAAGUUAGACCCAGGCAUGCAAACUUGCCACCUUUCAGCGAAAUUUCGCCGUUUGGAAAUCAAAAUGGGUCAUUCUUCUGAAUCAGGUAGAUCCCAGGGGGGAAAAAUAGG